AUGCUUCGUCAGGGUCAUCUAUAUCAGUUCACAAGCGAGAUCAAUCUGAGACGUUCAAAAGACUCAUGUGAAUUGGAUCAUUUCAAAGAAGAAAACGAAAACACGAGUUUAGUUCUCAGUAAGGAGAUUAAGCCUCUCAUCUCUAGAGUUUUUGAGGGUAAAGAUGUUCAUGUGAUUGCACAUGGAGCAAAGUGUAGUGGAAAACCACUUAUUAUUCAGGGAUCUGAGUGGGAACCUGAAACUGUGUAUGACAUCUUAGACCAAGAGAAGCGAGUGGUUUCUGUACAAGAAGGUGCACAAGGGAAGAUUCAACUAAGAGGACUUUCUAAGGCAAGUACCUGUGAAGUCACUCUCACGAUUUCAAGAGCAUAUGAUGUGUGUCCUCUGGCAAGUUAUGAAGAAUCCAGGAAACAAUGCAGUGAUCUAGCUCCUCUAGAGAUUACUAAGAUAAAUAAGUCAAUAUAUGCUUUACAGAACGUUAUGUAUGCUAUCAAUGCAAAUGAAUCUCAUGUGCCAUACAUAGAGAGCAACUUGACUCAUAUGCUCAAAGAUUGUUUACAAGGAAGCAACAUAACAUUGUUGAUUACUUACCUGCCGCAGGAGUUUAGCCAAGAUGACUCACUUUACAUGCUAAACUUAGCAUCACAGAUCUGUCUAGGAAGUAAACGAUCCCUGCCUUAUGCUACUACGAAGAGAAACGGUUCUGCAAGAUCUAUUGCAUUAGAAGAAAGUGUCAUGAACUCCCUAGAGAUUAUGAAGAAGUCUCGUGAGCCCCAUGAUUAA
Molecule: messenger RNA, 783 nt
Organism: Eruca vesicaria subsp. sativa (arugula)
Lineage: Eukaryota; Viridiplantae; Streptophyta; Magnoliopsida; Brassicales; Brassicaceae
Source: the annotation of a GenBank genome assembly